Messenger RNA from Daucus carota subsp. sativus, 438 nucleotides. RefSeq names its product chaperone protein dnaJ 20, chloroplastic. The transcript has a single exon. Bases 1 to 438 code for a protein of 145 amino acids. Lineage: Eukaryota; Viridiplantae; Streptophyta; Magnoliopsida; Apiales; Apiaceae. Gene Ontology annotation, cellular component: chloroplast. The record is from RefSeq and is a predicted model, not a curated record.
AUGGAGGUUUCUUUACAACUAAACACAAAUAGUUUGCCAAAAGCCAUGCAAAGUGCUAUGAGUGUCAAAAAUUCAUGCAAAGUGAAACCCAACUUUUAUCAACUACUUUCUUUAAGCUCAGAGGAUAAUGUAGGGUUUCAUGAAAUCAAGAAAGCUUAUAGGAGCAAGGCUCUUGAGUUUCAUCCUGAUGUUUGUCCUCCCUCGAGUCGAGCUGAGUCGAGUCGAAGAUUCAUGGAAAUACGAGAAGCAUACGAUACUCUCUCCGAUCCUCAUUCGAGGAGAAUGUAUGAUUAUAAAAUGAGUUUAGUCGAUUCUUUGUUUUAUGAAGAUGCAAGAGGAGACUUGUCUAACAAAGUGUGGGAAACACAACUAAGUGGACUUCAAAAACGGUCCCUUGAUAAAUUGGACAAGAAGAAGAAGAAAAAUGCUUGUGCAUGA